AUGAAAACAAAUACCACAGUUGAUCCUACUGAUCCUGACCUCGCAUUUUUAUACAGUGUUCUGUCUGACAUGAAGUCUAUGAACUCUAACCAGAAACGGCAUUUCAAAAUGGGCAUUUUAAAUUUGGCCGAGCAAAUACUAUCCUCAACCAAUCUGGAAGCUACUACUCCACCAAUGGAUGGUUCUCAAUCUUGGGUUGAAGACUCGGUGAAUAGAAAUCCAGGUUCAAUCCCGCAAACCAACACGGACCCUUUCAAUAUGACUGAGUUUAUACGAUACAAUAAUUAA
This is a messenger RNA of Acanthoscelides obtectus, 288 nucleotides long. The record is from the annotation of a GenBank genome assembly. Lineage: Eukaryota; Metazoa; Arthropoda; Insecta; Coleoptera; Chrysomelidae.